UUCAGUGUUCAGCCAAUAGGAACAGCUUUUGCAUUCAGGAAGUAGCAGACACACAGUAGCAGUGUGAUCUGCGUGUGUCCUACAGUACAUUUAGGCUGUGACCUGAAUUUGUACCCCUGCAUCAGUCUAGAAUUACAUCUAUCUGAAGUGAAAUGUUGCCUAUACUGUGGGCUGCCGCAAGGACCUAUGCUCCAUAUAUCACCCUUCCCGUGGCGGUUGUGGUGGGCGCUGUGGGAUACCACCUGGAGAAGUUAAUCCGUGGAACCCCACAACAGACUGUGGAAGAGCAGAGCAUUCUAGAAAAGAGAGAAGAAAGAGUUUUACAAGAGGCAGCAGGUUGUGACCCUACCCAAGUCAUCAGUUUGAAGGAAAGGUUGGAAUUUAAACCUAAAGCUGUUCUUUAUGGCAACAGACAGGAGAAAAACUAAGGAUACACAACUCGCUCUUGUUCCUAAGUAUAGGAUCCAAUCAAAAGUAUCAAUGCUGGAAAAACACUGAGAAAGUACUGUUAGACCAUCAUACAGGAGAGCACGUGGUACACAUUAAUAAUGCUGGAAACAUGUUAUUUUCCAGCAGUUCAAAGCUAAAUCUCCAUUAUUCACUAGACUAUAACAUGACUUGUAUUACAUAUACUAUAACUGUACAUGAAGUGUUGGGUGGUCUUCUGUUCUUUUGCAUUCAGCAUUUUAAUUGCUUGAAUAAUAAGUUCACAAAUGUAAUUUUAAAAUAACAAAUCCACGUGUUAUGAUUUGUUGUGUAACCUACUGGGCUUUUUAUGAGCAUAUAUCCAGUGGGUUGGUGUAUUUAUUUUCUUCUGAAUAAAUCUGAAUUGUAAGACAUAACCAAAA
Molecule: messenger RNA, 848 nt
Organism: Pseudophryne corroboree (corroboree frog)
Lineage: Eukaryota; Metazoa; Chordata; Amphibia; Anura; Myobatrachidae
Gene: SMIM12
Product: small integral membrane protein 12
Exons: 2
Coding region: 153-428 (91 amino acids)
Source: RefSeq, a predicted model, not a curated record